GUCUCACAGGGUAAACUAAUCAAACGCCUGGGCUCCAUGACGGCAGCUCCUGGAUAGCGAGACCUGUGCAGGGAGGCUUCAUAGCCCAGAGGAAAACGUAGAUUGCCUCAUAGAUCCGCAAGUCGUUUUUGUCAAUCAAAUAAACAGCAACUGAUGGCGACCAGUGCCAAGAGACCAUCCCUGCAGGGUCCUGUGCCCCCUCCUCGCAAGAAGACAACCCCCAAGCCAGAGCUGACUGAGGAGCAGAAGCAGGAGAUCAGGGAAGCCUUUGAGCUGUUUGAUACUGAUGGAUCGGGAUAUAUUGAUGUCAAGGAGCUUAAGGUUGCAAUGAGAGCUCUGGGGUUUGAACCAAAGAAAGAGGAGAUCAAGAAGAUGAUUGGGGAUGUGGAUAAAGAUGGCACAGGGAAAAUCUCCUUUGCUGACUUCCUCGCUGUCAUGACACAGAAAAUGGCUGAGAAGGACUCCAAAGAGGAGAUCCUGAAAGCUUUCCGCCUGUUUGAUGAUGACGAGACGGGCAAGAUCUCAUUCAAGAAUCUUAAGAGAGUCGCCAAAGAGCUGGGAGAAAACCUCACAGAUGAUGAGCUGCAGGAAAUGAUAGAUGAGGCAGACAGGGAUGGAGAUGGAGAAGUGAACCAACAGGAGUUCCUGCGAAUUAUGAAGAAAACCUGCCUGUACUGAAGAAAGGGCAUGACAUAAUGGUCGGUGAUGUUGAGGGGACCAGUGGUGGUUUUUCAUGUAAUGCUGCUCAUACAUCUAAUAUCCCUUUCCUUAUUAUUGUGUUGUGCCAUACAUUUCCAUUUAUAAUGAGUCAAUCAAUCACAUACUGCACCGAGAGGAAGCUGUCGUGGUCAAAUGCCAAAUUAUCGUCCUUUGAUUUACACGAUACAUUACAUUUGCCAAAAACAGGAAGAGAAGACUCUCUUUCUGGUUUGGAAUGCUGCAUUCUUUUAUGAAGAAUACAUUGAUAAUAUUAACAAUAGCAUGUUGAUUAUUUAUUGUCAAGAAAUUCUCAGUGCCUAUGUCAAUAUGGUGACAAACACAGUACAUUCCAAUGCUUUGACUGACGAUAACGUGUGUGCAUUUAGUUUUAUCCAUCUGUAGAUUAUUUGGUUAAUACUGGUAAUUCCAGUGUUUCAUGGUUUGGCUCUUGUAACCGCUGCUGAUUGAAGACCCCUGUCUCACCUCAGUGGAUUUGUGCCUGUGCCUCCUUCAAAGGGGUGACCCCACUCUCUUUAAAAUAUGAUUGUGUAUGUAUUUUUCUUGUAGCAUCGAGUAUUUAUCCCUCUGUUGUGUUUAACUUCUCCUCUAUAUUCUUGAAUGUUUUGUACAAAUACAUAGUGAUUUUAAUGAGUAGAUAUACAGCAUAUAAAUGUUUAUGGUACAAAUUAAAUAUGU
This is a messenger RNA of Plectropomus leopardus (leopard coralgrouper), 1395 nucleotides long. The record is from RefSeq and is a predicted model, not a curated record. Lineage: Eukaryota; Metazoa; Chordata; Actinopteri; Perciformes; Serranidae.